AUGGAUUAACCAAAGAAUAAGAUAAUAUUAACUGGGGAUCAACCUUAAAAAUUGAUAUCCUUGCAAGAGAGAGUUAAAGUAGAAGUCCCAAAAUUAGUAAGAGAGGAUUUAGUCUAAAAAUAUUCUAAUGAAGAUCACUUAAUUAGAUUGUUGAUUGCUAGAGAAUGGAAGGUCAAUGAUUCAUUUGAUUAAUGGAAAAGAUGGGUUGAAUGGAGAAAACAGUAUAGAGCAGAUGAUAUCAAGAUUGAAGAAAUUCAAUAGGAAAUAAAUUUAAACAAAGCCUUUUGGAAUGGAUCUGAUAAAUUAGGUAAUCCAUGUUUGGUUGUGAAGGCAAAGAGACAUUUUCCUGGUCAAAGCAAUCCUGAGACAUUAAUCAGGUUUUUUUUAUAUAUGAUUGAUUAAGGAAUAUAGAAAGCUGAUUAAGCUGGUACUGGUAAGAUUAGCGUGAUUUGGGAUAGAGAAGGUGUUACAUCAAAAAAUUUUGAUUCAUCUAUGUUUACUAUAAUGAAGAAAAUGGUCACUUUGGUUUAAGAUAAUUAUGCAGAGAGACUACAUCAAUUAUUUAUUCUUUAUCCAAAUUUUUUAGUUAAAUCUAUUAUGACUGUUGUAAGACCAUUUUUAAGUGAAAAAACAAAAUCUAAGAUAGCAUUGUGUAAUGAAAUUAAGGAUCUAAAAGUUUAUUUCCCAGAAAAUUAUCAGAUUUCUGAUGGAUAAAUAGGUGAGAAUGUAGAAAAACCUCAAGAUGAGGAUACUGAAGAGGAGAGAAAGAAAAUAGAAUAGAUGAUAGCAGAAUAACAAUGAUAUUAUUAUUAUAGAUUUAUUAUUUGGAAGUAAAAUCUAAUCA
Messenger RNA from Paramecium tetraurelia, 844 nucleotides. RefSeq lists its product as uncharacterized. The record is from RefSeq and is a predicted model, not a curated record. NCBI's taxonomy places the organism in Eukaryota, Ciliophora, Oligohymenophorea, Peniculida, Parameciidae. The transcript has a single exon.